This is a messenger RNA of Lytechinus pictus (painted urchin), 1740 nucleotides long. RefSeq lists its product as uncharacterized. NCBI's taxonomy places the organism in Eukaryota, Metazoa, Echinodermata, Echinoidea, Temnopleuroida, Toxopneustidae. Gene Ontology annotation, molecular function: nucleic acid binding. The transcript has a single exon. The record is from RefSeq and is a predicted model, not a curated record. The coding region runs from base 1 to 1740 and encodes 579 amino acids.
AUGACUAAUGGAAGGGGAGAAGUACAUUGUACGCUUGUGUUGGGCAAAUCCAGAGUGUCACCAAUCAAGGCAGUCACAGUACCAAGGCUGGAACUGACUGCAGCCGUCCUGUCAGUGGAUAUGAGCGCCUUUCUUCAAGCUGACCUAGACCUAAAAAUUGAUAGGGAGGUCUUUUGGACUGAUAGCCGAGUGGUGCUAGGCUACAUCAAGAACGAGACAAGGCGUUAUCAUGUCUUUGAUGCAAAUAGAGUGCGCCAAAUUAGAGAUGAAUCGUCACCCAAUCAACAGAGGCAUGUCAGCACUCAAGAUAAUCCAGCUGAUGCCCCAUCAGGAGGACUCACGGUCGAUCAGCUUGAAGCAUCAAAGUGGUUCAUGGGUCCAGACUUCAUUUGGGAAAGGGAGAUUCUGGAAGAGACUGAGGAAGAAGCUACUGUCAUUCCUAAAGAUCCUGAAGUGAAAAGCAACACUAAUGCCUCAGUAAAAGAGGUAGAUGAGUUAGGACGAUUUGAUCAUCUCUCUAGUUGGUAUCGAGCAAAGAGAGCUGUGGCGAACUGCCUCCGUCUCAAAUUAUACUUACAGAGAUGCUGCCAUGCAAGACGAGAUGGGAAAGAUGUCAAGAAAGUUGUGAUGGAACCUCUGACUACUGAACUACUUCUUCAUGCAGAGAAGGAAAUCAUAAGACUGAUUCAGAGGAGGAAAUUUGAUGAAAAGAAAUCAUUAGGGAUCAGCAAGUCUCACAACGAAAGAGAAAGAAGGCAUCAUUGCAAGGAGACCAGUCGCCUGUGUCGUCUUGACCCAUUUAUAGAUGAUGAUGGCAUCCUAAGAGUUGGAGGACGUUUGAGGAGAUCUGACCUCUCAUUUGAAAGCAAACAUCCUGCCAUCCUUCCUCAAAUUCACCUGACCAAGUUAAUUGUAUCUCAGUGUCAUACUGAGGUGGCUCAUGGAGGAAGAGGCAUGACGACUAACCAUCUCAGAGCAAAGGGAUAUUGGAUCUUGGGUAGCAGCAACUUCAUCUCAAAACUCAUCUCCCAAUGUGUAGUCUGUCGCAGACUUCGACAACCUCCACAAAUUCAGAAAAUGGCAGACUUACCUGAGGACCGUCUUUCCCCAGCUCCACCAUUUACGUAUGCUGGAGUUGAUUGCUUUGGGCCUUGGCUAAUAAAGGAAGAACGGAAAGAACUGAAACGAUAUGGUCUGAUAUUCACAUGUAUGGCAUCGAGAGGUAUUCAUAUUGAAGUUCUACACUCCCUCUCCACCGACUCCUUUAUCAAUGAUCUCAGACGCUUCAUUUCUGUCAGAGGCCCAGUGAGACAAUUGAGAUGUGACAGGGGAACAAACUUUGUAGGUGCUGAGGCAGAGUUCAAACGAUGUGCUGAAUCCAGUGAGAAACACGUAGACUUUCUCCUGAAAGAGGGAUGCGACUUCAUCGCUUUCAAGUUCAAUGUACCUGCUUCUAGCCACAUGGGUGGAGUGUGGGAGCAGCAGAUCCACUCCAUACGUCAGGUCUUAGAUGUUCUGCUACACCAGGCAGGCCAACAACUAGAUGACGAGUCGUCGAGAAUGUUGAUGUGUGAGGCGGCUGUCAUUGUAAAUAGUCGUCCGGUAACCACUGACCUCCUGAAUGAACCAACACAUUCUACUCCAUUGACUCCUAAUCAUCUGUUGACUCAAAAGUCGAGGGUCAUUUUUUCACCCCCUGGUAGUUUCUCUCGAGAAGAUGUCUACGCGAGGAAAAGAUAG